UUAAUAGAAAGUGACAGUGUGGAAUGUGAUGUUUGCUUUGGGGUUUCCUUGUGAGCUUUAUCACGCAAACGUUAUUGCAGUUGAAAAAAAGAUCUCCCACACAUUUCUCUCUUACUCUGUAGCUGUCAUGUAGAAUGACAGCAUUACAAACUUAACGUGAAUUCCGCGCCACGCCCAAGUGGGCACACCUGGAAUGGAAGGAGUAGCAUCUUUCCGCCUACCUGUUGGACCGCUCCUACCUGAGGAGGCUUAUAAAGUUCAUCCUCCGCGCUGCCUCAGCACCGGUUCUUCCACACUGCCUGAAAGACGCUCUUCAGACCCGCAUAAACACCAGCAGCAGCAGCAGCAGUCAUGACCUCCAUGCGCUCAGGAUUAUCCUCCCAGUCAGUCUACUCCAUGUCCUCCUCCGCGAGAGCCUCACGCAGCACCAGCGUGUACGGCGGGGCCGGAGGAAGAAAUGUCCGCGUCUCGUACGCUUCCAACGGCCUGGGCUCCGGGUUUGACCUGACGCAAGCGCUCGCGGUCGGCGACAGCGGCUUCUCUAUCUCCAGCAACGAGAAGGCGACGAUGCAGAACCUCAACGACCGACUGGCCUCCUACCUGCAGAAGGUGCGCUCGCUGGAGUCCGCCAACAGUCAGCUGGAGCUUCAGAUCCGGGAAUGGUACGAGAAGCGGACCCCAUCGUCCAGGGACUACAGCGAGUACGACGCAAUCAUCGAGGACCUACGCGGAAAGAUAAAUGUUGCCACUCUGGACAAUUCCAGGCUGAUACUGCAGAUCGACAAUGCCAAGCUGGCAGCAGAGGACUUCAAAAUGAAGUAUGAGAACGAGAUGGCACUGCACAUGUCGGUGGAGUUAGACAUCGCUGGGCUGCGCAGGGUCCUGGACGACCUGACCAUGAGUCGGUCCGACCUGGAGAUGCAGGUGGAGGGUUUGAAGGAAGAGCUAGUCUUUAUGAAGAAGAACCACAAAGAGGAAAUGGUAGCCAUGCGCAGCAACAUGUCCACCAGCUCUGUGAACGUGGAGGUUGAUGCCAAGCCCCAGGAGGACCUGUCCAAGGUCAUGGAAGAAAUAAGAUCUCAGUAUGAAGGCAUUGUGGAGAAGAACCGCCGUCAGAUGGAAACCUGGUACAAGAUCAAGUUUGACGAGCUGCACAAGAACAUGGAAAGCAGCACAGGAACUCUCCAGACAUCCCGAAGUGAGAUUAACGAGCUGAAGAGGAGGCUUCAGGCUCUGCAGAUUGAGAUACAGUCUGAGCACAGCUUGAAAUCUAACCUGGAAAGCCAGCUGGCCGAAACUGAGUUACGCUACAGCCUGCAGCUGCGCCAACUUCAGGUAGUGGUGGACAACCUGGAGACCGAGCUCAGCCAGGUGAGGAUGGACAUCGAGCGGCAGGCCUCAGAAUACCAGAUCCUGCUGGACAUCAAAACCAGGCUGGAGCUAGAGAUUGCAGAGUACAGAAGACUGCUGGAUGGAGAGGAUGUGAAGCAAACUGUAGUUGUGGAGGUGAAGAAGGUUGAGGAGGUUAAAAUAGAAGAAGAACGGAAACCAGUCAUUACCAAGAGGACAAAGGUGGUCAUUGAGGAGCUUGUGGAUGGAAAAGUAGUUUCCCGUACAGAAGACGUGGACAGCGCGGUUGUCAGCCAUUAAACGGAGCCAAAAAACAAAGAAGAAACAGGGUCUUUUUGCACAUAAGUCUGCAAAACACACAGAAGCUAUGAAUAUUUAUCUUCCAGAUGUUUGUGUAGUUAAGAUGUUUGGAUUUUUAUUUUGAUUCACAGUCUGGACAAAAUAUGCAAAGCCAGUAAAAUGUGUUUAGAAAACCAGAUUACAAAAGCAGUAAAACUAUAAGCCACAGCAGAAAAAGAGGAACUAUUCCAAGUAUAGCACCUGCAGUAAUAAAGUAAACCUUACACUGUUAAAAAAGAACAAGUGCAAAAGUGAGAAUUAAUUUUCCGUUACAUGUGGAAACAAAUAUCAUAUCAACUUCUGUGUUGUUGCUGGUUUCUAUGGGGCUGUCAUUUUCUGUGACAAACAUCAUGGUAAAGUGGAUUUUUUAUAAAUGAUCUUUUUUCUAACAUUAAAAAUGUUUAAGGUGAUACAUGUAGCGUAUUGUAGACUCUCAAGUGACAUGUUGCCAAAGCGACCGGUAUCACUUUUUGAAAUGCAAUCACUGUCCUAAUUCCUGCUGGUGUUUCUGACCACUAACUCUCACCACCUCUGAAAGAGUUGUAUCUGUUGUUUUCUAAAGAGUUGUCUUCAUCUUGUUUACCUUCCAUUUUUAAAUAAGAAUAAUAAUAAAAACGGUUGGUAGAACACAA
This is a messenger RNA of Girardinichthys multiradiatus, 2321 nucleotides long. RefSeq names its product keratin, type I cytoskeletal 13-like. The record is from RefSeq and is a predicted model, not a curated record. The coding region runs from base 352 to 1650 and encodes 432 amino acids. NCBI's taxonomy places the organism in Eukaryota, Metazoa, Chordata, Actinopteri, Cyprinodontiformes, Goodeidae. Gene Ontology annotation, molecular function: structural molecule activity. The transcript has 8 exons.